AACACACAACACUGUCUUUCAGUCAUCGAAGAAGAGUUCCUGUACACGAAAACGAAUAAAAGUGCCAAAAUGGGAAAUGGAUCGAUGAAGCUGAACCCUCUUAAGCAGGUCAGUGGCUCCGCCAAAUCCAAAAACAAUGGAGAAUCAAGCUCGGUUUCUCAAGUUCUCAGAGUUAGAGUGGAAGAAUUGGAGAGUCAACUAAAGAAGAAGGAUGAAGACUUGAAUGCCAAAGAGCUUCAGAUCAAACAUCUAGAGGAGCAGCUGGCCCUGCAGAGACAGACCAUCUCAGAGAUCUCUGACACCUUGAGGAACAAGUGUCUACAGCUCAGCAAGCUCCAGGAUGCACUGAAGAAUCAAGGGGAGUUAGGUCUUCUGCCAUCACCUAUCAAAGAAAAGGUCAGUCAGUGUCUCACUGGCCUGCUCAGAGAUACCCUCAACAGGAGGAAAGGAGCAAAAGCUGGAGUUUCUGCAGAACCUUCAUCUAGAACAUAUGAUUCCAGUGGUAUCCCAAAGUUCUACUUUGAGAGUGCACGAGUCUGGAAAGAACAAAGUAUAAAGAAGCUCCUCACAGAUGCUUUGAAUAAGAACCAGUAUCUGAGAAGACUUGAAGUGCAACAGGUCAAAGACAUGGUGGAGUGCAUGUAUGAGAGGACGUACCAUCAGGGAGAAUACGUCAUUAAACAAGGAGAGCAGGGAAACCACCUGUUUGUGCUUGCAGAUGGCAAACUAGACGUCUUCCAGCACAGCAAGCUGCUCACAUCGAUAGCAGUCUGGACCACAUUUGGUGAAUUAGCCAUCUUGUACAAUUGCACCAGGACUGCCUCAGUCAAAGCUGCCAGCAAUGUGAAGACAUGGGCCCUCGAUCGAGAAGUCUUUCACAACAUCAUGCGGAUGACUGCCGAGGCUCGACACGAGCAAUACCGCAACUUCCUGAGGAGUGUUUCACUUCUUGCCAGUCUACCUGGGGACAAACUAACUAAGAUUGUGGACUGCUUAGAGGUGGAGUAUUAUAAUAAAGGAGACUACAUCAUCCGAGAAGGAGAAGAAGGAAACACCUUUUACAUAAUUGCCAAUGGAAAGAUUCAAGUCACACAGAGCACACAGGAUCAUGAAGAGCCUCAGAUCAUCAACACCUUGGGGAAAGGGGAUUAUUUCGGAGAGAAGGCCCUCAUCAGCGAUGAUGUCAGAUCUGCGAACAUAAUCGCAGACGAGGAUGGUGUGGAAUGCCUUGUCAUUGAUCGCGAAACCUUCACUCAGACUGUUGGGACUUUUGAUGAGCUUAAAAAGUACCUCCAGAGCUAUGUGGAGAAUUUAACACGGGACGAUAAGAAGAGAAAUGCUAAGAGGUCAGGAAGCUGCACUCCUCCCACCACCCCAGUGUCACAUGACAUGAUAGAGCUGAAAGAGCGAGAGAGCAACUUUGCAUCCACUAUAUCCUUCAGCUGCCUCGAGGUUAUUUCCACGCUGGGAGUUGGAGGCUUUGGCAGAGUUGAACUGGUCAAAGUGAAAAAUGAGAAUGCGACGUUUGCUCUGAAAUGCAUCAAGAAACGGCACAUCGUGGAUAACAGACAGGAAGAACACAUUUACUCCGAGAGGAGGAUCUUGCUUGAGACCAACUCUCCUUUCAUUGUGAAGAUGUACCGCACUUUCAAAGACAGCAAGUAUGUGUACAUGCUGUUGGAGGCAUGUUUGGGUGGAGAGAUCUGGAGUCUUCUUAGAGACAGAGGGAGUUUCGAUGAAUACACUGCCAAGUUCUGUGUGGGCUGCGUAACAGAGGCCUUUGACUACCUACACAACAAUGGCAUCAUAUACAGAGACCUGAAGCCUGAGAAUCUCAUGCUGGACACAGAUGGAUACAUCAAGCUGGUGGAUUUUGGCUUUGCUAAGAAGCUCAAGUGUGGCCAGAGUACCUGGACGUUCUGUGGGACUCCAGAGUAUGCUGCGCCUGAGAUCAUUCUCAAUAAAGGUCACGGUCUCAGUGUGGACUUCUGGUCUCUUGGAAUCCUGAUCUUUGAACUUCUCACAGGAAGCCCCCCCUUUACUGGCUCAGAUCAGAUGAUUAUAUACACAUUAAUUCUGAAAGGAAUUGAGAAGAUGGACUUGCCUAAAAAGAUCACCAAGAGGCCCGGUGACCUUAUUCGAAAGCUGUGCAGACAAAACCCUUCAGAGCGACUGGGGAAUUUGAAGAAUGGAAUAACUGAUAUUAAAAAACACAGAUGGUUUACAGGAUUUAGCUGGAGUGGUCUGAAAUCCAGAAGUCUGAUAUCACCACUUAAAAGAGAGGUGAAGGGACCCACUGACCACAGUUACUUUGACAGUUAUCCUCCUGAAGAUGAAAUCCCUCCAGAUGAAACGUCGGGUUGGGACACAGACUUCUAACUGACCUCUCAGUGCACCCAUGUGUUCAAACAGUGUGAGUUAAACAAAACUCUUCUCCAACAUGCCAGCCUUUCUUCCAAGGAACCUCAGACCAUUAAGUCACCAGAAGCAGUGUAUGUGCCACAACAAUGGACUCGUUGACCGGAGACUGCUGUUAGUGCUGUGGGAGGACAGACAUAAGAAGGGAAUUGUUUCACUGGGAAAUAUACUCAUACAUUGUGAAGAUAAACGUUGCUGUAUUUGACUGAGAUGUCAGAGCAGGAUCAGUUUGUGAGAAUGAUGUAGCCAGGGCAUCAACCACUGGUAAUAUUUACCUUUAGAAGUGCAGAAGGGUUAGUGGUUUGUCACGAAGGUGAGAUGUUCCUGGUGAUGUCACAUAUUUGAGCUCCUGAAGGUAAUAACCACCUGUGACUGUGAAUGCCACUGAUGAAGUUUCAAAGGUUAACCUCAGCGGGUGACUGGCACAAUUCAAGCAGAGAUAUGUGAAGAGUAUUUUUAGUGAGUUUUCCUAGAGUUUGAGUAUUUCAGGUGACUGUAACUUCUGCACCUGAGCCAAAUAUGUUUGUGCUGAUGUAAUGCUUGGUGCUUGCUUAAUUUAUCCUUGUGAAUAGGAAAAAUGUUUCAUUUUUAGUGUGAGAAUUAAAAUCUUUAUUUAGUCAUUCUACAAGCUAUUUUGCAAUAAUUGUAAAUAAAAAAAUGUCUGUUGAAAUGUACAAUUUUGUUCCCAGCAGGCGUCAGUGAACUCUAGUGAUUUGUAAGUGAGAAUAUCUAUUAAAUAAUGGAGUUUGAUGUUUGUGUGGUAACUUUCCAGUCCUUAUCGACCCAUUAAGCCAUUUACAUCAAGUUCCAUGAUGCAACAGUCUCAACAUGUUUUUGAUUGCAUAACAAUGCAAUCGAUAUUCAGUAAAGCUGUGCUGGAGUCCUUCAAAUCAUGACAGAUAAACACGUGGCUACAUAAUUCUUAACACUUUAUUGAGUUUUCUUUGAAUGGUCUGCCAAAAGGGCUUCUUUCAACUAAAGAGAUGUGUUACAAAAAUAAGCAUUCGUACUCAUUCGAGUCAUGUGAUUGCUUCCUUUUGCACCCCUGUCUGACCUUUGUGCGGCAAAGCUCCAUGAAUAUUUAAAGAAGCCCCUCUGCGCUUCACAAAAUUAAGAUACAGAAGGCAUCAUACAGAAAAUAAAUAAAUGCUUUUAAAGGUCAUUUCCAUAUACAAAUAUAAUUUCUUAUGAAGCUUAUAGUACAAAGCACAUCCUUUCACCUACAUCCUAACAUUUACAAAACGCACAGUGUGGUGGAAGCCUUCCAAAAAAUAUAUUACACAAAUAUAAAGGCGUGCUUUACAUAGUGUUUCUUGAUGUAUGUGUUAUAUAUUAAGAUAAUAGCCCACUUUAACAUAUAUGUGUACAUUUCUCUGUUGUCUAUAGGUUGAAUUUACAUCAACAAGUAACCCCAGCUUGAAUGCACCCCGUUUCUGAACAUGCAGCUUACGAUAUGACAUUGCUUUACUUCUAUGCUAAUUUCAAAGUAAAAACAGAACAAAAUGUAUCAUUACAGAACAGAUAAUCACAUUUUAUCCAAACAAACUGGUAGACUAAAAAUAUUCUGCCAAAAUAAAACAUUACAUAAGUUACACUCAUCUUUGUGAAAUAGAAAUAUUCUAGUAGAAUAUUUUUAUGUAUGAUGGUAAGGCACUUUAUAUAGGCAUUGUUAUGUUAAAGAGAAACAGGCUUAUUAUAACCUACAUACAAUUUUCUUAAUCAUCUUCCUGAACAUAUCAUCUGAAGCAUUUCUCAGUUUGAGAUCUAUUUGCAGUUUUCAGAGGAACAGCAGACAAGUUUUUCACGUGAAACAGAACGCUUGCGUACUCAUUAUGAAUUUGGCUAAAUGUGAGGAUUCAACUUGUAUUAGUAGGUCAGAUGGAAACAUGAUUGAACAUAUUUACAAAUUGCAAGUAAAAAAAAAAGCCUGACUGAACAAAGUUAAGUUUACAAAACGUGAUGUAACACUAUUACAUGUAAGCUCGUAACAAUGCACAUUUUCAGAGAAAA
This is a messenger RNA of Carassius auratus (goldfish), 4428 nucleotides long. RefSeq names its product cGMP-dependent protein kinase 2-like. NCBI's taxonomy places the organism in Eukaryota, Metazoa, Chordata, Actinopteri, Cypriniformes, Cyprinidae. Gene Ontology annotation, biological process: protein phosphorylation. The record is from RefSeq and is a predicted model, not a curated record. The coding region runs from base 70 to 2379 and encodes 769 amino acids. Gene Ontology annotation, molecular function: cGMP-dependent protein kinase activity; ATP binding. The transcript is spliced from 19 exons.